GAGACGACGCCCUCCCUCCGCGCUUCUGAUCCUCUUAUCAGCGAGUGAGCGGCCAAGAUGGAUGUUGUAAACCAGCUGGUGGCCCAAGGGCAGUUCACAGUGAUCAAACAACCGCUGGGGUUCAUCAAGAUUCUACAAUGGAUCUUUGCAAUCUUCGCCUUCUCGACAUGCGGCAGCUACUCUGGCAUGUUCAAGAUGAGCGUGGAGUGCAAAAACCGAUCAGAAAGUGACCUAGGCAUAGAAGUAGAAUUUGAAUACCCGUUCAGGCUCCAUCAGGUUUACUUUGACGCCCCCACCUGUAAGGGAGGAAACCGGGAGCGUCUGUUCCUGGUCGGAGACUACUCCUCUUCAGCCGAGUUCUUCGUCACCAUCGGUGUCUUUUCCUUCCUCUACUCCAUGGCAGCCCUCGCUGUGUACUGUUUCAUACUGGAGAAGUACCGUGAAAACAACAAGGGGGCUCGGAUUGACUUGGGUGUGACGGCAGUGUUUGCCUUCAUGUGGCUGGUGUCAUCGUGCGCUUGGGCUAAAGGUCUGUCAGACGUGAAAACAGCCACUGAUCCAGAGAGAGUCGUCACUCUCAUCGCCUCCUGUGAUGAGCCAGAGAAUCGCUGCCGUGAGAUCUAUGAACCCAAGGUCUCUGGCCUCAACACCUCUGUGGCUUUUGGUUUCAUAAAUCUGAUUCUGUGGCUGGGUAACCUGUGGUUCGUCUUCAAGGAGACCGGCUUAAUGGCUGCUUUCUCUGGAACGUACGUUCCGUCGCAAGAGAAGCAGCCAGCUCCUGAUUCCUUCGGCCAGGGAGGCUAUGGACAGCAGGACCCCUACGCCGGCACCCAGGGGGGCUACCAGCCUGACUAUGGCCAGCAAGGAGGCUACAAUGAAGAUGGAGGUUACAACCAGGGCUAUGACCAGCAGCCCACCUCCUACUCUAAUCAAAUGUGAGCCCGUCCAGCUGAGCCACAGCUGCAGGAUGGGCGACCUUGUGAUUUUGGAGAACGGUUCUCGACCACCGCCUGCAUUUCCACGCUCCUCUGUUUGUCUGUCUGUGUGUCCGUGUGAGUCGACAGGCGGAGGGAGGCGGGGUGUAAACGCUCAUGGGUCAGGGUG
Molecule: messenger RNA, 1104 nt
Organism: Nematolebias whitei (Rio pearlfish)
Lineage: Eukaryota; Metazoa; Chordata; Actinopteri; Cyprinodontiformes; Rivulidae
Gene: sypb
Product: synaptophysin b
Exons: 7
Coding region: 58-939 (293 amino acids)
Cellular component (GO): synaptic vesicle; synaptic vesicle membrane; presynaptic active zone
Source: RefSeq, a predicted model, not a curated record